CUAGGGUGGGAUCUCGCUUAUUUCCUGCUUCCUCCUCUCCCGGGCUGAUCGGUGAGUUCUCGGCCACUGCACGUCCGGACACCUGUACCGGGGAACAAACUCUCCAAAAUCUGACCAUCGCUGAAGACAUAUGAAGGGAUCCCUGCAGUAUGUGAUCCACAGAAGGUGGUACAUAUGAACAUUUCAUACUCAGACCAGAGAAUUUCAUAAUGUUGUCCUCAAGCUCCUCACACAAGCUCCUGUCCCUUUUGAAUCAAGCCCUUCAUGGCUGCAAGGAUGAGGAAAAGCAGCUUGAAGAACAGCUGAGGCACUACCACAAACUCCUGGGAGACUGGAAAUCCGACGGCGGUGAGGCUUUCAAUCAGGAUGAAUCGCCAUGUGAACCGCAAGAGAGUCCACCAUCUCCAAAGGAGGUCGAGGAGGUGGAACUAUUGAACAAAGCCCUAGCGAAAGCAUUAAAAGUGCGAGGAAGUAUACAAACUGAGUCGCCUACCCCUCCCACCACGCAGACCAUACCGGCUUCCUCAACAACCAAAGAAAAGACAGUGAAACCUUUACAAAAGAUUGUAAAUACAGGGACUAAACCCAAGACCUACCAGAUGAAGCCUCCAUACAAGACUAUGCCGGAGAAGAGAAGGGUCAGAGGGUCUGCAAGACCAGCAUUGACCAAUACCACCAGAGCACCCCCAUUACAACCGCUAACCUCAGAAAAACGCAAUGUUGCCACAGACAGGCCAACCGAAAACAAAGCAGUUCCCAUCAGGGCAGACAACACUCCGGGAAACUCGCGACCAUCUACAGCUCCAGAAACUGAAUAUGUUGGCAGCAAAUCAGCUGAAAAUGUGAAGUCUUCCAAACAAGAUCAAGUGAGACAACCAAAAGAUUUGACCCUUAAAGAUGUAAGACCAACACUUAAGCUGCCAGUAGAGUUUCAGAAACGUUACAAGAAGAAUAGCAGAUUGUGGGAGAAAUACUUUGAGAUUCAGUCCCGUGUUCCUGCUUCCAGGCCCUCCUUUAUCCAGCAGCUGCAGACAACGUUUAUACCGGAAAGCCCCGAGCUAAGCUUGUUUGAGAUAGAAGAGGAAACCGCACGCUUGCAGAGAGCAGUCAAGCGCUUUGAGGAAUAUCUAGACUCAGCCAAGACACAGCAAGGAUCAGGUCCGGCUCACUGGCAACAUUAUCGUUCGCUGCUGAUGCUGGAAGCGAUGCAAGAUGAAGUAGCCAAAUCUCAUUGCGAGGUACAGAAACUCGAGCUGGUUGCAGAGCAAUACAAGAAGUGGUGUAAGAAGCUUUCCAUUGACAUUGACAGCUCAGAGGUGGCGGGCUGUCCCCCUGAAUUGUGCGCCCUGCCGCCUGUACUCGUGUACAGCCAUCCGGAUGAACUUCGUGAGCUGACUAGUACUCAUCUCCGAGUGCGGGAGCUGCAGCAGAAGAUCCAUUUACAAAAGGUACUGAGCGAAGAGCUGCUGGCUGUGGCUGAAUCGCAGUGUCGGAGCUCCUCGCCCUCCUUUGUGCUGCUCAGAGCGAUCUACACCCAGCUGUGUGAGGGGGGAGACACCUUCCCGGUACUGGUCCAUGAUGACGUCUGAUCCACACCAACCACAUGGAAUGGACCACAUCGGAGGAGAACCAAGAACCGGCCAUGUAUAUACACAAGGACCCCACAUUUACUAUGAUCAUGACCCGUCAUCAGAGAAUAUAGAUCAUGAAUAUAUAUAUUUUUGUAUAGGUGUUUUCCAGACAAUAGUUUGACAGAAAACACAGACCGAUGUUUGGGUUGCCACCUUAUCACUUUAAAACUGUACACCUUAAUUACACCGGUUCUGUGGCUGAUUAAGGCUGUAUGUAAACUUACUUGGUGCUUUAGACCCCCUUUCACACAUGUGCGACUUGGGACUGCAAAGUCGCUUGACAAGUCGUUCCCUAUGAUUUCCAACGAUAACCAUAUAUGUAUAUGUGUGACUUCAAGCCGUGCCGACUUCAAAGUAUUCCCUGUACUACUUUGGUCCGACUUUCAUGCGAGUUGAGGUCCACAGGCAUUCCCU
This is a messenger RNA of Rana temporaria (common frog), 2045 nucleotides long. RefSeq names its product tubulin epsilon and delta complex 2 (gene TEDC2). The transcript is spliced from 12 exons. Lineage: Eukaryota; Metazoa; Chordata; Amphibia; Anura; Ranidae. The record is from RefSeq and is a predicted model, not a curated record. The coding region runs from base 210 to 1589 and encodes 459 amino acids.